GCUGUGAGCGCUCAUCUCUCCUCUCCUCCACCAGCGCGUCUUUUACUGUUGACACAAAAACUUUGAAGAGGUGAGAGCCGAGACGUCAAAACGCCGACAAAUCACCGUCGACAGCGCGCAUCAACAAAGAGAAAAGGGGGGUGAAAAGAAAAGAAAACCAUCAAGUCCGAGGAAAGCGGUGGAGCCGGGAGAAAGAGGGAGCUAUGCCAUCUCCCGCCGAGCAGAGCCCAGUCCUCCUGUGUUGUGUGUCGGAGCUGCAGCAUGGUGUCUCUCUCUGGACUCUGGACCUACUGCCUCGCCCCCGGGAGACCCCAUCUCCUCUUCCUCUCCGCCCGACCGCUCCUGCUGCUGCUCUUACUAACCGUCCUCACCUCCCCGGAGCCGUGCUUCCCACACCCGCAGCCUUGCCACAUCCUCGCCCGGAUCGGACACACCGUGCGCCUCGGCGCGCUCUUGCCGACCCGCCAGCCGGCACGGAUACAAAACGCGCUCAACCGCGCCCUGGCUAGCCUCCGGCACCAGAGCGGUGGGGCUGACUCCUCCACCACAGCCUCCCAAACACCUUCCCUGCUGCCCUACAACCUGAGCCUGGAGAUGGUGGCUCGAUCGCCCGCGGGAGGGGACCCGGAGUCGUUGUCCCGUAGCGCCUGCCAGGACCUGGUGGUCAGGGGGGUGUCCGCCGUGCUCGCCUUCCCCCGCUCCAGGGAGGAGCUGAUCCAGGUGGAGUUCCUCUCGUCUUUCCUGGAGAUCCCCUUCAUCUCCAUCCUGGAGGACACAGAGCCUCUUGUGACAAAGAACCAAUUCCACCUGCAGAUGUCGGCCCGCGUGCCUCCAUCGACCCUGGGCAGCCUGCUGCUGGCGGUCCUGCAGGGUAGAGAAGGGGACAGGGACAGAGGGAGCCGUGGGGAAGGCAGCUGGGGAGGAGCAGCUGUGAUCUGCCCCGGCUGGGAGGAAGGGGGUGAUGGGUUGCUGUCUCACCUGCAGGCGCACAGCGGUUCUAACUGGCAUUUGUGGGACAUUAUCAACCUGACCAUCAUCUCCGGCGGCGGCGGAGAUAGAAGGGGGGAGGCCAGCGAGGAGAAGAAGGAGGAUCAGAGGGAGGAGGAGGCUUUAAAGAUCCUCUCCACCCGUUUCCUGCGCUCCCCCUCUCCCAUCUCCUCUGUUCUCCUCCUGGGCUCUGACCCCGAGUGUCUCUCCUCUGUCCUGCGGGCCGCUCAGCGCCUCGCUCCGACUCUACCAGCACUGCAGUGGAUCAUGGGAUAUCCCUUGUCUCCAGAUUCGCUCCACACUCUAGGAGGACCUCUUGGACUGUUAGCCUACGGGGAGGUGGGCCGCAAGCCAAUCAGCUUCUACAUCCGGGAUGCUUUGCAGUUGAUUGGCCGCGCGGUCGCUGCGGCGACCAUGGUGAGGCCGGACCUGGCGCUGAUUCAGAACAUGGUGAAUUGUUUCGACAAACCAAACAGGCAUGAGCUGCCCUCUUCGGGACAAUACCUGGCCAGGUUUCUCUCCAACACCUCCUUCACCGGGGCAACAGGCUUGAUCCAGGUGGAUGCUGGCCUCUCUCGGGUCCUCUCCUCCCAGCUGUUCCACGUAUGGAGCCUGAAGAGGGGUGCUCUCGGGCAGCCGGCCUGGGUGACUGUAGGCCAGUGGACCCGAGGCAGACUGGAGCUAGAAGGAGGGAUCCUGGGACUGGUGGGAGGGUUCGGGAGCAGCCAGGGACAAGGUCUUGGAGCUGGGGUGAGGGGAGGGGACGGCCAGGGUGACAGUAAUGCUGGAGAGCGCUGGAGGCCUGGAGUAUCCGUUGAGGGACACCGCCUGAGGGUGGUGACGCUGGUGGAACACCCGUUUGUCUUCACACGGGAGGUGGAUGAAGAUGGAUUGUGUCCUGCUGGUCAGCUCUGUCUGGACCCCAAAACCAACCGGUCCGACUUAAUCCAGAGCCUCUUCAACCAGCUGCACAACCCUAACACUACAGUUACAGACUGGGAGGGCAUUGAACUACCGGAGGACCUGAGGAAGUGCUGCUACGGAUACUGCAUCGACCUGCUGGAGAAGCUGGCAGAGGACAUGGGUUUCACCUUUGACCUCUAUAUUGUUGGAGACGGGAAGUACGGAGCAUUGAGCGGGACGGGACGGUGGACAGGGCUGGUCGGGGACCUGCUGAGUGGAACUGCUGACAUGGCUGUCACCUCCUUCUCCAUCAACUCUGCCCGGAGCAGAGUCAUCGAUUUCACCUCACCCUUCUACUCCACCAGCUUGGGCAUUCUGGUUCGGAGCCGGGACACUGCAGCACCCAUCGGAGCCUUCAUGUGGCCUCUCCACUGGUCCAUGUGGGUGGGUAUUUUUGUCACGCUGCACCUCACCGCGCUCUUCCUCACCUUGUACGAGUGGAACAGCCCCUUCGGCAUGACGCCCCAUGGCAGGAACAGGCUGCGCGUGUUCUCCUACUCCUCUGCCCUCAAUCUCUGCUACGCCAUACUGUUUGGACGUACUGUCGCCACCAAGACUCCUAAAUGCUGGACCGGGCGCUUCCUGAUGAACCUCUGGGCCAUCUUCUGCUUACUGGUGCUGUCGAGCUACACUGCAAACUUAGCCGCAGUCAUGGUCGGGGAGAAGACCUUCGAACAGGUCUCGGGAAUUCACGACGAGAAGCUGCACCAUCCAUCCCUGGGCUUCCGUUUUGGGACGGUGAGGGAGAGCAGCGCUGAGGAUUACAUGAAGAAGAGCUUCCCGGAGAUGCACGACUACAUGAGACGCUUUAAUCAGCCCACCACCCCAGAAGGCGUACAUAUGUUGAAGACAGAUCCUCCUACCCUGGAUGCGUUCAUCAUGGACAAAGCCCUGCUGGACUUUGAGGUGUCCAUCGACGCAGAGUGCAAGCUGCUCACUGUGGGGAAGCCGUUCGCCAUUGAAGGCUACGGUAUAGGCCUGCCCCAGGGCUCUCCUCUAACCCGCAAUGUGUCAGAGUUCGUGAGUCGCUACAAGUCUGACGGCUUCAUGGACAUGCUACAUGACAAAUGGUAUAAGGUGGUGCCCUGUGGGAAGCGAGUCUUUGCAGUCACUGAGACUCUACAGAUGGGGAUCCAGCAUUUUUCAGGCCUGUUUGUGCUGCUGUGCAUGGGGGUGGGUGGAGCCUUGCUGACCUUGGCAGGUGAACACACCUUCUAUCACCUGGUUAUCCCUCGCCUGCGACGCACGCACACGCUGCAGUACUGGCUGCACACCAGCCAGAAAAUCCACAGAGCCCUCCACACCACGUAUGAGGAUGUCGGGAAGGAGCUGACCGACCUCGACCAAAACCCCUCCUCUUGUAUCUCAGAGAACUGCACCCUACACAGGAAGCAGCAUCACCCUCCUCCCCCCUCCCCUCCCACAUCCCUUCCUGCUUCCACUACAGCUGGAGACACCUGUAACUCCUCACCGUCCCAUGAGCCCAAGGAGAAACGUGUGCACUUUGACCUGGAGACCCUUCACAGCUACCGCCUGCGCACACACACCGCCUCGGUGCGAGGCAGGCCCGGUAUGGUUGGCCGUCCCGGCCUCGGCUUAGGAGGGUGGGGGCUGGGCACCCUGGGGAGUCUUGCCUCCCCUCCACAGAUUAGCCUCCAUGCUAACGGGGGCCCUGUCUCUGCGCUGGCUUCCUCAGGCUUGAUGCUGGCCCCCCUGGGGAGCCGGGCGGCUCAAACCAGCAUGUGGGAGGGGGAGCUCCAGGACCUGCAGGGGAAGAUCGAGACCUUCCGCACCCAGCUGAGAGAGGCCCUGGCCAGGAGAGCGGAGAUCCAGAGCAGCCUGGAGAGAGAGAGGAGCGGACUUGUACGCAGGGAUACCAGCCUGGAGAGGGAAAGACAGAGGAUACAAACUAUUAACACAGACAGAAGUAGCUCCACGCAGCCCAAACUCCCUGAGAGAGACAGGACCAGCCAACUGCAAACCCUGAACAAUCAGCAGACAGGGAGGGCUAACCAAUCAGGCGGUCCUGGGACUCUGGAGCACGGGGGCAGGAGCAGCCAAUUAAACACUGUUAACAGUUUGGACAGAGGGAGAGCCAACCAGUUACGCUCUGUUAAUACAUCGACGGGAGAAAGGACUGUCCAAUCACGCACUUCCACCAGUUUGGAGCGAAGUCGAGUCGUCCAACCAGGUGCUGGAACCAUAACUGUCCAGUCGCGGAACACUUCUAGCCUGGACAGACAGAUGGCUAACCUAUCACGCACUCUGAACACUUUGGAGAGGACAAAAGCCAACCAAUCAAGUGUAAGCAGCAGUGGGACUUGAUUGUCUUGAUGAAGCUUCGCGGUGUGUAGGACUGCGGAAUGAGUAGAGGAGCAAAUUGGUGCUUGCAUAGCCGUGGGAAGAUUGUUGGAGUGGGUCAAGUUUAGGGGACGCUUGCUGAAAAACUGACAGUAUAUGUUAACUCACACCAUUACUUACUGCAACCUAAUAAUUUUCACACUCAGAAUUGUUUCCACACUCGCUUAAAAUUCCAACUAAAAAACUUUAACUGCGAUUCAAGGACUCGUAAAAUGUCUACAUUAUCCAUGAAAUCAUAAAAGAAGCAAUGUAAUCUUGAGGGAAUGAAAGCCAAUACGACUUCAGCAAGAUCUCAGUAUACUUCCAAGAACCAGAUCAGAAAACUGGGAUUAGCCAUGGGACCAUGGGUAAUCUGACAAUGCUAAAAUCACUGUGCCAACUGAGGAGACAAGUGGUUCAGGUGAGGAACCAUCAGCCACAGCUGUCUGACAAACACAAAUAUCACCUGAAUGAAAAAGAGGCCCAUUACACUGGUGAAAGAGGCCUACAAGCACAUAGAGACAUCAGCGCCAAGAGCACAGAAGAAUCAAAUUUAGCCCAAUGUGACAAAACAGCAAACGAAUAUAGAGAUACAGAUGCAAAAACCUAUAUAUUUUAAAUAAUAAUGUCCCUAAAAUGUGAAUGACAAAGGAAGGAAACUGUGAAGAGAGUGUUUAAGCCCCAAAUCAAUGCACCUAAAAAUCCCAAAAAGUAGGAAAAAGCCUUUUGUGUGUUGAUGCCUUUUAUCCUCGUGUGUAUUGUCCCGCCAUCAACACUACAACACUAAUACCGCUGUCAAAAACGCAUUUUUAGGAUAUUUUUAUAGUAAAAUCCCACCCUCGUAAAAUGUGUCAAAACUAAAAAAGGUGUUUUGCAAACUGAGCCCUUCCCAAACAGACGCUUUGAGAUGGUAAUUUUCCCCUGUGAUUUGAUGGGUUCUGCAUAAAAAGGGGAUAUUAAGGCAGGAAAGUGCACAUUAAUGGAAAACGGUUUGUUAUACUGUCUGUAGUGGAAUGGAUUCGAGCUAUUUAGACCCAAAUACACACCUCCAGGCCAUUUUUUGGCUGCGAGGUUUAGUUAACUCAAAGUACCGUGCCAUUUAAAUUGUUUUGUCCUCACUGUUACCUUGUGUCGUUAUGGGAAAAACACAGAGUCACAAACAGUCUUUCAUAAAGGGCAGCUCCAGUAGUCACGAGUGGUAUAGCUCAGCUCGUGAAAACAGUAGUGUAAUGUCUGCUGUGGCUCUGAAAUUUGCCUCAGGUCUGAGAAAGUAACCCCUGCUGACACAUAGUUACUUAUACGACUUUCUAUGAACUUUGUUCUUGAACAUAAAUGUGCUGUUCAGUUGGCUCAACCCUGCUCCACAUCAAGUCUGCAACCCUGGUUUCACAAAAGUUGGAACACUGUGUAAAAGUUAAUAAAUCUAUGCAGUGCAGUGAUUUUUUUUUUUUUUUGGACAUAUUCAGUCAAAUACAAAAAAAUAUACGCUCAUUCUGAAUUUGAUGCCUGCAACACUUUGCAAAAAAGUUGGGUCAGGGGCAUGUUUACGACUGUGUUACAUCACCUUUCCUUUUAACAACCCUGAAUAAGUGUUUGGGAACUGAGGACACUAGUUGUUGACGAUUUGAAAGUGAAGUUCUUUCACAUUCGUGCUUGAUAAAUGACUUCAGUUGCUCAGCAGCGCAGUGUCUCAGUUGUCGUAUUUUGGGCGAAAUACUGCGCCACUCUUUGUCAAUGGGAGGGCGGUCACAAUUGCAGGCAGGCCAGUCUAGUGCCGCCACUUUGAGGAUGGAGUCAUACUCGUGUGUCAGGUCUAUGCAGAGCCUACACACGUAGCCGACACAAAUGUGAGCAUUUAUACUUGUGCGGUGGUGUGUCUGUGUCACUCUGCAGUUACACCUCCAAAACACUAGUCGGCAGCGGGAUUUCUGUGAAAUGCUGUAAGGUUUAGCUGAGUGAAAACUCACCCAAAACAUAUAUUGAACAUGGCUUAAUACCGACAAUUUUGAACACAAGUGCACAAAUCAGCUUCACUAUAAGUCGCAGCAUUCACAGACAAACACUUGUCUUUAUCUGGACACAUUUUCCCCACAAAUACAACAUGCUAAUGUUUUUAGCACAAGCCUAUGGCAUUUUACAUUGUAUAAAUUAGCUUAGUGGCCAGCUGACUUUUCCCCUACUCUCUAUUCUCAGCAUAUGUUGCUCCAAAACCUGUAUGUACCUUUCAGCAUCCAUGGUGCCUUCACACAUGUGCAAGUUACCAUGAUGCCACGGGCACUUACACACCCCCAUGCCUUUUACUUUGUAGCCUGGAGGACACAACAUCCAGGAUUUCCAGUAACAGUUGUCAGACCACGGCACACAUUUCCACUUUGCGUCAGUGCUUUCACUUUGCAUGGUAGAGUCUUAACUUGCAUUUGGAGAUGUAGUGUCAAAUUGUGUUUAGCGACACUAGUUUCCAAAGUGUCCCUGAGCUUGUGCACUAAGAGCGUUUAUACAUUGCCGAUUUUUAAUGUAGUGCCGUCUGGGAGGUCGAAGGUCACAGGUGUUCACUGUUGGUUUUCAGCCUUGCCCCUUACGUGAGAGGAUUCUCUGAAUCUAUGAAGAUGAUGAUAGUGUGGAUUGUAGAUGGUGGGAUCCCUAAAUUUGUUGCAUCUCUGCAUUGAGAAACGUUGUUGGACUAUUUGUCCACACAGUUUUCCCCAGAAUCGUAAUCCUUGCUUGUGAACAACUCAGCCUUUCGAGAAUGCCCCUUUCAUUUCCAAUCAUGAUAAUAACCUGUCAACAUUUAACCAGUUUACCUGUGGAGUGUUCCAAACUGGUGUUUUAUGAGCAAUUCACAACUCUCCCAGUCUUUUGUUGCCCUUGUCCCAAGUGUUUUGGAACAUGCUGCAGGCGUCAAAUUCAGAAUGAGUGUGUAUUUACAAAAAAACAAUAAAGUUAAAUAUCUUCUCUUUAUUUUCGUUUUACACAGUGUUCCAACUUUUUCAAAGCUUGGUUGUAAUAAAAAGAUGCUAUGGGGAAAUGUAUCCAGCAUUUUUGGAGUGUGACACAUACUAGAGACAAAAAGUCAGGACUUUACCCCAACUUUAUGAAGUGCAAUAAUAAUAAUUCACUGCAGUACCCCUUUAAUUGAAAUCACAGCCCUUUCCUGUGUAAUGAGUUUUUGGGUGGAAACCCAGCUGACCCAUUUCAUUACUUGUAGUACUACAUUAGCAUUUAAUGUGUCCAUGAGUAGCUGCAGCAACACAGGUCAGAGAUGCAGGUGCUAUUUGGGUGUCAGUGCUCAAAACUGUUUCCAUUUUCCAAAGUGCUGCAGUUAAUGUCUGGGUGGCAUAAUUUCAAAGAUGGUGGUCUACAUCUGCUUCAGACUGUUAGUAAUAAUUCAGCAGUCCAACACCAUCUCUAUACAACCCAAUCAUUAGAAUAAAUGUUGGCACUGUAUGUCUCUGCAAACAUGGAUAUGUAACAAUUUUACAUAAUUAUGUAGCUGAUGUGUUGAAACCUUCCAUUUGGACAGUGCUGUGGUUAACGUGGCACAAAAAACACUUACGGUUAAAUAAAGAUCAUGUUUUGGCUUGAAUUACCAGGUUGUGGAGCCACAGUCACAGAUGGGAAUGCUGGAUGUUUCA
Epinephelus lanceolatus (giant grouper) is the source of this 7922-nucleotide messenger RNA. RefSeq names its product glutamate receptor, ionotropic, N-methyl-D-aspartate 3Ba (gene grin3ba). Gene Ontology annotation, molecular function: ligand-gated monoatomic ion channel activity; signaling receptor activity. Gene Ontology annotation, cellular component: membrane. Gene Ontology annotation, biological process: monoatomic ion transport. The record is from RefSeq and is a predicted model, not a curated record. NCBI's taxonomy places the organism in Eukaryota, Metazoa, Chordata, Actinopteri, Perciformes, Serranidae.